AAGGCAAUAUGAAAAAAAAUAUAUAUAUAUACAAAAUUCAUUGCCUAAAGCUUCUCCCUUUGGUUUUCCAUUUUUGUCUUUACAUUGUUUCUCCAACAUUUGUUUUUCCUAUAAAUAGUCAAACAGAACAACACAUGAAAUCCCUCCACCACAAAGCUCUAUCUUCCUCUAAAAAUCCAUUUAAUCAUUAUGUAUCAGCCAGAGAUUCUUCAAUCUCCCUGGCUAUUCUAUGAAGACAUAGACUCAUCAUCAACUUUUGAUCAUCAUCAUCAUCAAAUUAUUCAUGAGUCCUAUGGCUUUACAAACCAUGUUGAUGACUAUGAUCCAUCAUAUGGCAUCAUCAUAGAUGACCAUGUUGAUGAUGAUGGAUUCAAUACUCUAUUGACCACUUCAGAAAAUAGUACUUCAACCAUAUUCACCAAUGAUCAUAUCCAAUUUGAAUUUGAUGAACAAACCUUUCAACUUCCAUCACUCAUGGAUUUAGAUCCUUUUGAUUCCAUUUUAACUCCUCAAAUUGAUGAUUCUAUUUUUCAUGAUCAUGGUUACCAACAAGAAAGUGAAAGUAGCUUCCUUUCACAAAAUUUUCCUAGUGAUCAUGCAUCAUGGAGUCCAAGUUCAACAAUUUCAAUGAAAUCACAAUUUUCCUCAAAUCAACCAUCACUAAACUUGCCACAACAAAACAUGGAAAUUGAAAACCAUGUGAGUCUUCCACACUUAAUGGAAGCACAUGGAGAAGCCUUAGAACAAGGACAAAAACAACUAGCUGAAAUUAUCUUGAAGUGUAUAAGCCAAAAAGUUACUUCUCCACUUGGUGAAUCCCUUGAAACUCUUGCAUUUUAUUUAUCUCAACAUGUUACAAAACAUGUUGAUUAUCUUAAAGGUGAGGCCUAUAAAAACUUUGAAGCUUGUUUCAAAGCACUUUAUCAAGGGAAUCUAGUUGGAAAAGUUGCUCACUUUGCAUCUAUUUCUUCAAUUCUUGAGGCUGCCAUGUUAGAAGAUUGUGAUGUUAUACAUGUGAUUGAUUUUUGUAUUGGAAAUGGAAUUCAAUGGCCUUUUUUAUUGGAGGCUGUUUCAAAGAUGAACAAAACAUUGAAAUUGACAUCAAUUAAAUGGUGUGAUGAUGAAAGUUUUGAAAAAAGUCAAUGGAAUUUUGAUGAUACAAAAAGGAACCUUUAUGAGCAAGCUAAAUCAUGUGGUUUGAAAUUGAAGGUUGAGGAGAAGGGGUUGGAGGAAUUGGUUUUUGAGAUCAAAAGAAUAAACAAAAGGGGUUUGAAAAAAGAGUUUUUGGCUUUCAAUUUGAUGAUUGGUCUACCUCAUAUGAGAAUGGUAAGAAACAAAAGAAAAAAUGGUUUGAUGUUUUUGAAGGUAGCUAAGGAUUUAAUAAAAAACUUUGGAAUCAAGGGAAUGAUUACUUUUGGUGAUGGUGAUGCAUUUGAGAAACUUAAAAAUUGUUUGAAUUUUAAGUCAUUUUUUGAAGGGAAUUUGGUUCAUUACAAGGCUUUGUUGGAAUCAAUUGAGUCACAAUUUUCAGCUCAAUUUUUAGAAGCUAGAACUGCUUGUGAAGUGUUGUUUGUGGCACCUUGUGUUUCUUCUCUUGAUUGGUUGAAAACAUGGGAAGAGAUGAAAAGUGACUGUGAAAUUGAAGAUGAGAUUGGAUUAGAGGGUAGUGGAUUGAGCAAAAAUGUUUUGAUGGAAGUUGGAGAAGUUUUGAGAGGAAGUGAAAGUUCAUAUGAGAUAAGAAAUGAAGGGCAAAAUGUCAAUCAACUUGUUUUGGAAUGGAAAGGAACUCAACUAUUAAGAUUUUCCAUUUGGAAAAACUAAAAAUAAAAAGACUAGUUUUAGUUUAAGUGUUCCAAUUAUACAUUCAAAUGAAGUUGUAUAGUUAUUAUAGAUUUAAUCUGUACAGAGAUUAUUAAUUCUUGCUCAAUAUUUACAUCUUAAUUAACAUAUUUUAAUCACUA
Messenger RNA from Cicer arietinum (chickpea), 1961 nucleotides. RefSeq names its product protein NODULATION SIGNALING PATHWAY 2-like. Lineage: Eukaryota; Viridiplantae; Streptophyta; Magnoliopsida; Fabales; Fabaceae. The record is from RefSeq and is a predicted model, not a curated record.